AUGCCUCGCAGCGACAGGCCCGAGUCCCUGUGGCAGACGAACCUCAAGGCAGAGUCAUACCGCAGGCCACCUUCCACCUCGAUCGUCAAACGGAGCAUUCAGUUAACCUCGUCUUCAACCCCUCAGCCGUUAGAAUGGUCGCGAAUUCACGAGAUUACCACCAGGCAGCUCCGCCGCAGCCUCAACAGGCCUCAACUCAGAUCCAUUGACACAGGAGAGCCCUACGUGACGACGAGGGUCCCUCAUGCCAUGGCACCCGGGCAAAACCCCGGUGCCACAGCACACUCGGUCCCGGACCCAUCUACACAGCCUCACACCCCGAGUCCGAUCCUUUCCACCGUCGGCCGCUUCCAAGACCUCCUAUGA
This is a messenger RNA of Cyclocybe aegerita, 366 nucleotides long. The record is from the annotation of a GenBank genome assembly. Lineage: Eukaryota; Fungi; Basidiomycota; Agaricomycetes; Agaricales; Hemipholiotaceae.